Strongylocentrotus purpuratus (purple sea urchin) is the source of this 2229-nucleotide messenger RNA. Its product is annotated as alpha-1,3-mannosyl-glycoprotein 4-beta-N-acetylglucosaminyltransferase B-like. The record is from RefSeq and is a predicted model, not a curated record. NCBI's taxonomy places the organism in Eukaryota, Metazoa, Echinodermata, Echinoidea, Camarodonta, Strongylocentrotidae. Gene Ontology annotation, biological process: protein N-linked glycosylation. The coding region runs from base 1 to 1686 and encodes 561 amino acids. The transcript has 5 exons. Gene Ontology annotation, molecular function: acetylglucosaminyltransferase activity.
AUGUACAUCCACAAGCUAUCCAACCACCCACCAUCCAUCAUCAAGAAUCUCCCAGCAUCAAUAAGCCGCCGAAUAGCAGACAUCUCAUGCGAUGAAGAGACUUUCAACGAAGCUUCCCCUGCCUACAACGAUGCCCUAAAAGCCAGUGAAUUUGCUGAAACCCUCACCUACACGAAGGAGCGCCCGACAAGGAGAAAGCAAAACCGGAAACGAAACAUCAUCUGGUUCAACCCUCCAUUCAGCAAAAACGUCACAACCAACAUCGGCAGAUCGUUCCUGAGGCUUGUUGAUAAGCACUUCCCAAAGAAAUCAAAAUUCAACAAGAUAUUCAACAGGAACACGCUCAAAGUCAGCUACAGUUGCAUGCCGAAUGUCGCCAGCAUCAUCAAGGCGCACAACAAGCAGGUUUCAUCCACGGACGACCACACCAAGCCGAAAACCUGCAACUGCCGGAAAAAGAAUGUGUGCCCCCUACAAGGAAACUGCCAGGCCGGCAGUAUCAUCUACAGUGCAAAAGUCUCCGGCCCAGAAAGCCCUAAGCAAUAUAUUGGACUCACCGAGCCCCCGUUCAAGCUGAGCACCCCAUUCACCAUCGAGUGGUCGAUCUCCAGCAAGGCCCAGGCGUACUCCAGCGAAACGAAGAAAUGCAACCUGUGCCUAACUGAGAAGCUUGCCAUCAUCAACGCCGAGAAACAGACACUCCUGAACAAAAGACCAGAACUCAUCUCCAAAUAUUUCAGGCCAUGGCCAAAAAAUUCCCAGGUCAUAUGUGAAAGUGACAGGAUCCAACGCCUUCGCAAUAAUCUUGGUGUCAAUAAUCCACGAGAUGAGGUGCAGCAUUCGUCGCAUGGAAUUAGGACACCUCAACUUUGGACCAGACCUAAUGAGAAUGAGUUGGAAAAAGCUCUUGUCCUGGGAUCAAGGCGAAACUUAUCAAAUUUUUUGACGAUAGGCUUACCUACAGUCCUUAGGGAAACGGAUAACUAUCUGUCUCAAACGCUGGAUUCUCUAAUUCUAAAUUCAUCUCCUGAGGAACGCUCUGCUGCCAUUCUCCUCAUCUUCCUUGCUGACUUUGAGGACGAGAAGCGCUCCAUAUUAAGGGAUAUGAUAAAAGACAAAUACCUUCCAUAUCUAGAAAGUGGAUUCAUCCAAGUCAUCCAGGCCCCGGCGUCCUUUUACCCUUCCCUAAAAAAUCUCAAGUCCAAUUAUGGAGAUUCAGAGACCAGAGUCCGCUGGCGCUCAAAACAAUGUGUUGACAUUGCUUACACUUUCAUUUACGGCAGUGGUCUUUCAGAGUACUACCUCCACAUGGAAGACGACGUUAUUACGGUAAAAGGAUACAUUACAGCUAUUCGCACGUAUAUUCGGGAAAAGAGCAACGUUAAAUGGGUGAUACUGGAAUUCGCUAGCUUGGGUACCUUUGGACAACUGUUGCGUGCAUACGACUUGGAUAGGCUUGCACAGUUUAUCUUGUUUUUCUAUCAGGAUCAACCCGUCGAUUGGCUUUUCAGUAAGUUCAAAGAUUUGAAUGCUCAGCAAAAGAAGUACAUUAGAAAACCUUCUAUCUUUCAGCACAAAGGUAUUCAGUCGUCCCUCAAAGGAAAGAACAUGGCGCAUUGGGUGGAUAAAACCUUUAUUGACACCAAUAAAGCAUCAGGAAAAAACCAAUCAUCAGGAAAAGUGUAAAGCAAAAUGAUGGCAUUUGAGAAAUACUUGUCUCAGAUGUCUUCAGCGAAAAAAAGAGAGAAAUAGCUUCUUUUGGGCGAAAAUAACUAAAAAAAGACGAUAUCUAGGUUCUCGUCAUUGACUUGUCCACAGCCUGGAGUGUUUUCGUGUCAUGCAAACAAUCAGCUGAGAAAAUAUCACACCCUCAGUGCUAUACUGGUGAUAGUAGUCCUUGCCUCUCAUUCUGUAUACCGGUAUCAGUCCAGACAAAUUUGCUACUCUCCUAUAAUUCAUUCGGAGAAAUUAACUCCGCCCACAAGGCUACACUUUCGAUGUAUGCUGAUUUGACAAGUAACUUGACACUCAGUUAAUAAAGCAUUACGUAAUUUUUCCGGUGCCGUUACGAAAAUACUAUUCUCAAUAUAAGGAUACCAUAAUGAGUACUCAAUUGCAUGCUAACAAGAAAAUGGUUUCAAUUCAGGAAUUGUUUACUUCAAACAAUUUUUUUCUGUAUUUGUUUUUCUUCCAUGAAUAUGGGAAAUAAAUUUUUGUUAACUCAACAGU